Molecule: messenger RNA, 346 nt
Organism: Microbotryum saponariae
Lineage: Eukaryota; Fungi; Basidiomycota; Microbotryomycetes; Microbotryales; Microbotryaceae
Source: the annotation of a GenBank genome assembly
AUGGCGCAAGAGGCAGGUCACCAUCUCAACUACCGAUCUACCGCUGAACUGACUCUCCCUUCCUUCGUGCCGAUAGAUUACUCUGCGCUACUUUGCUUCCGUACGGACCGCUCUCGAAGGUCUCCCGUCCCAGACUCAGCUCUCCCUCCCCACUUUACCGUUCAAGCUCUCGCACCUGCGCACCCAUCUCGUUGCCCUCCACCCGGACAACGAGCCUUUUCGACUCGCACUCGAAUCAAGUCAAUGGUCCGUAGAUGAGGAGAUGAUUCCGAGGGGGGAAGAGGACAAGUUCGAGUUGAACGGAGGAGAGGUCGUUUGUCCGAUCCCUCCCGUAUCGGGGGGAUAG